Molecule: messenger RNA, 2660 nt
Organism: Conger conger (European conger)
Lineage: Eukaryota; Metazoa; Chordata; Actinopteri; Anguilliformes; Congridae
Gene: herpud2
Product: HERPUD family member 2
Exons: 9
Coding region: 619-1878 (419 amino acids)
Biological process (GO): endoplasmic reticulum unfolded protein response
Molecular function (GO): protein binding
Source: RefSeq, a predicted model, not a curated record
CAAAGGUGAACUAGGGAGAAUCCGCACUGCGUUUUAGCAGGUUUGGAAAAGCAGCAUCUGUUUCGACGCAAAGCAGCGUUUUAGAGAAUAAAACGCUGGCCACUUAUUUUAAAUAAGUUCAAAGGCCUUGGUGCUUUGUUAGUUUGUUUUCAUCCAACAGCUGAUUAUGGACUGUGGAUCGGACAUGGUGACGUUGUAUCCGGUACGUCCGGCUCCAUCUUGUAUGAUAACAAGUCGGGGAGUGGACCUGGCUGUCAAGGAGCAAUAAUGAAAAUCAGGCGAAAGUUUACAACUUGACAGGUGUGCAUUGAUAGAGCUGGUCUAUAUUGAUAGCAGCAGCACUCCUCCAAACGGAAAUCAUUCCUCAGAGACCUUCUUGUGGCCCAUGUGUUUCAACCAAUGAAAGAACUCUGUUCUUCACGGAGAAACCCAGUCAGUUCCCUCUCAUUGUGGAUCCCCCUUGUUGGCCUUGGUCUCUUUGCUGGUGGCACUGACUUUGGAGAAUACCUGAAGGAAUCUUCCAGAAUAAAGGCCCCCGCAGAGAAGCGAGUGCAGCUAACAGGAACUGUGCCCCGUGCCCUGUCCCACUGCUGAAGGUGGGGGCUCUUACUAUGAAACAUGGACCAAGGCGCAGUUGACAGUCCUGUCACCCUCAUCAUCAAGGCACCCAACCAGAAGUAUGAUGAUCAGACUAUUAACUGUUUCCUCAACUGGACAGUUGAGAAGUUGAAAAUGCAUAUCUCCAAUGUGUAUCCCAGCAAGCCGUUGUCUAAGGAUCAGAGGUUGGUUUACUCUGGAAGGCUUCUCCUGGAUCACUUAAAGCUCAGAGACAUCCUGAGAAAGCAAGAUGAGUAUCACAUGGUCCACCUGGUGUGUGCCUCUCGAAGCCCCCCUGAGUCGCCCUGCCCCGCUCCUGGCCCACAGACACGAGUAACCUCUGACCCCGAGCCUUCAAGUUCUGACAGCUCCUCGUCCUCGGCCAUGCCCACCACAGAGAGCACGCCCAGCUCCUCGGUGGGGAACUCUGACGGACUCAGACAUCGUGGUGGGCACGCCCACAACCCCGCCUACCCAAACUUCAUGCAAGGGCACUUAGCGGACCAGUUCCCUCUCCAGCAGGGGAUGCCCGCAGGCUUCCCGGCCUACCCCAUGUACAACCCCAUGCAGGUGCUGUGGUGGCAACAGGCGUAUGCGCGACAAUACUAUAUGCAGUACCAAGCAGCAGUGGCCUCUUCCCAGAGUCCCAGCCCCGCCGUCCCCUCCAGUCCAGUCCCACCCCCUCUGUCCUCCCCGUCCCAUCAGCAACCAGCCCCGCCCAAUGACCCGCCUCCUGUGGGUCCUAACCCUGCCCCCGCCCCCGCCCCCGCCCCUGCCCCAGCCCCAGCCCCCGCCCCCGAGGAGCAUCCCGCCAACCCCAACAUCCAGAUGAACGCCCAGGGGGGCGCGCUGCUGAACGAGGAUGAGCUGAACCGCGAUUGGCUGGACUGGAUAUACACGGUGUCACGUGCCGCCGUCCUGCUCAGCAUCGUCUACUUCUACUCCUCCUUCAGCCGCUUCGUCAUGGUGAUCGGCGCCAUGGUGCUGGUGUACCUACACCAGGUUGGCUGGUUCCCCUUCCGCCCGGACCUUCAGAACAUCGGGGGAGCCGAGGGAAACGAGGACGAGCGCGAGGCAGACCGGCAUGACGACAUCCAGGAAAUGGAACGCAUCAUGGACGAGGGGCUGGAGGAUGAUGAAGGUGAUGGUGGAGAGGAAGCCCCCGGAGACCCUGCCAAUGAGGGGCCCCCGUACCCUGGAUUUGUGGCCUCCACCUGGUCCUUCAUCACCACCUUCUUCACCUCACUGAUCCCCGAGGGCCCUCCCCAGCCUGCCAACUGAACAAGGCAACACAGGAGACAGCAGCCAAUCAAAAAGAGCCAUCUUGAGGCUCUUUCUGCCAAUCAUUACCAAGGGUCCGGUUGUCUGUGAAAAGCCACAUUUAUCUUUAAUCUUGGUGGAAAUUAUGAGUUAUGAGUUCCUCAGAAACAAUGGGGUGGGGGGGACAGAUAUUUAUGAGGUAAUUGUCUUCCAUUUAAAAGUAUAACACAGGCUCUCAUAGUUUGAUUAGCAAAAAAUAAUAAUAAAAAAAUAAGGAGAAAACUGAAACACAGAGGAACACACACCAAAGCUUUGUCGUCUAAAUGUGUGUGUAAACAAUUCAGUGGACUUGAGUGUAUUUUUUUUCUUCCACGGUGUGUAUAAAUGCAAGCAUUUAUUUACUUGUAUAAAUAUAUACAUCUCAGUGUAUAAUGACCAGGAUUGCUUUGGUUGAGAGAAUCUUUUUUUGAAUAAAAGUUAAAAGUCCAGUUCUGGUUUUAUUCUGUGGCAGUGCAAGUCUCUGUUGGGGAGAGUUGGAAGGGGAAGCAAACGGUGCAGUGUUAAGCCCAGGAUGGAGAAUUACCUGCAUUGUGAUUCCUGGUUGUGGCGCCAGGCAGGCACUGCUAUACAAGUCGAUGGAGUCCUCUGGAAAGCAAAGUAAAGCGCACAUCUACUUUCGGAAAAUAUGGGGAAAUCCAUAAUCCGGAUGCGCGUAACCACCCCACAGCUGUUAUUCCGACCUCGGUCUCAGAAAGGUCUGAAAGACACUGACUAAUAUAAGCUAAUAAAAAUGGUAAAGAAAA